AGCGACGUCCCAGUGCGCGCCGCGGCGGCCCGGGUACCCUCCCCUUCCGGGCGUGAGGCGCUGUGAGAAGACCUGAACCGAGCAGACUCGAACCAGGAGCGAGGAGCCGCUACCGCCGCCCCAGCCCGGCCUCCUUCGGCUUCGGCGCUCCAGUCUUGGGGGCCCAGUUUCCUCAACACACCCAGCUCCAGCCAACCCCCAAGAGCCUGCUCCCAGCCCUUCGAAAGCCCCGGCGCCAGCCCGGGCUCUUGGCGGGGAGGAUGACGGAACUGCAGUCGGCGCUGCUACUGCGAAGACAGCUGGCAGAACUCAACAAAAAUCCAGUAGAAGGCUUUUCAGCAGGUUUAAUAGAUGACAAUGAUCUUUAUCGAUGGGAAGUCCUUAUUAUUGGUCCUCCAGAUACACUUUAUGAGGGUGGUGUUUUUAAGGCUCAUCUCACUUUCCCAAAAGAUUAUCCUCUUCGGCCUCCUAAAAUGAAAUUCAUUACAGAAAUCUGGCAUCCAAAUGUUGAUAAAAAUGGUGAUGUGUGCAUUUCUAUUCUUCAUGAGCCUGGGGAAGAUAAAUAUGGUUAUGAAAAGCCAGAGGAACGCUGGCUACCCAUCCACACCGUCGAAACCAUCAUGAUUAGUGUCAUUUCUAUGCUGGCAGACCCCAACGGAGACUCACCGGCUAAUGUUGAUGCUGCGAAAGAAUGGAGGGAAGACAGAAAUGGAGAAUUCAAAAGGAAAGUUGCCCGCUGUGUAAGAAAAAGCCAAGAGACUGCUUUUGAGUGACAUUUAUUCUGCAGCUAGUAACUUCACUUAUUUCAGGGUCUCCAAUUGAGAAACAUGGCACUGUUUUUCCUGCACUCUACCCACCUAUUGCUGGACUUCUGUUGUAACAAGUUGGCAAACACUGGCUGGAACUGGGCUGCAAUAAAACAUGCCAGUUAUCAAUGCUGACAAGAGCCUAACAAGUGCCAACUUACAGAUGAUUACGCAUUUUGAAUUCUAAUGAACUGUUUUAACCUUCAGGAAGAAUUGUAAAGACCUGUACAUAGCACAACAUGAUCCGGAUAAUAUAUAUACUGUUCAUGUACAUCCACAAAUACACCUUGUACCAAAUAAUGCUUUCUUGUAGUAGAGUAAGAAUCGUGUAAAUUCUAAAAGAUUUUAGCAGGUUUUCUUUCCCUAUUCAUUGUUUCUUAUCAGUUUUAAAGACUCCUUAAAGCAUGUCAGAUGAAAAGCAAUUAGGAUUAAAAGUUUCCAUUUAAUUUCCUUUUAAACCACUGAGGCUUCAUUAAAAUCUUUUCACUUACUAAA
Molecule: messenger RNA, 1301 nt
Organism: Orycteropus afer afer
Lineage: Eukaryota; Metazoa; Chordata; Mammalia; Tubulidentata; Orycteropodidae
Gene: UBE2G1
Product: ubiquitin conjugating enzyme E2 G1
Biological process (GO): protein polyubiquitination; proteasome-mediated ubiquitin-dependent protein catabolic process
Molecular function (GO): ubiquitin conjugating enzyme activity
Source: RefSeq, a predicted model, not a curated record